This is a messenger RNA of Hymenoscyphus albidus, 2658 nucleotides long. The record is from the annotation of a GenBank genome assembly. Lineage: Eukaryota; Fungi; Ascomycota; Leotiomycetes; Helotiales; Helotiaceae.
AUGAAAGUUCUUUCCGAAGGUGCUGAUGGAACGUAAGCCAUGACUUUCCAUCUAUUAUUAGAAGUAUGUAUAGCUGCUAAUUAGAUUGUAGGUUCCGGUGGGUGUCGUGCCAGAUGGAUUAUCUGUGCGAAUGCUCCAACGACCGAGAACGCCGUGAAGCUCUAACUAAACUUCCACCUGAUCUUCCAAGCUCAUAUGAGCGGGUUCUGGAGCGGGUAAAUAGGAGCAGUAAACAAAACCAGGUCCUCGUGCUAAGGACGCUGAACAGGAUUGUAUACGCAAAUGAACCUCUUACUACUACCCAGCUGUUACAGGCACUUGCAGUAAAUAAGGGGGAAAGAUCUUUCGAUUCCAGUGCAAUGACAACCGAGGAAGAGCUUUUAAACUGGUGCAGCAGCUUGGUUCGAAGAAACAGACUAUCCUCAAGAUUGGAACUGGCCCAUUUCACCGUGAAGGAGUUCCUACUUGCCAUCAAUCCGGACGAAACCCCUGAUCUAUCGGAAUAUCGACUAUCCAAUGGCCAUACUAUACUAGCAGAAGUGAGUAUCGGCUUUUUGAGAUGCGAGCUUUUUGACACACUACAUAUUUCAUCAGUCGAUCCUAUUAUAUGGGCCUCAAUGGAGAAUGUCACUGUUGACUCCUGUGUGCCAUGGGUCGAAUUCGAGAAGAUGUUCCCAUUUUUCCUACAUGCUGCCCAUUAUUGGCAUCUGUACGUUUUGAGGUCCACAUCUCGUGAAAUUGAAGAGAGUGCUUUGGAGUUGUUUAUAUCAGAGAAACCCCAGUUUCGCUUAUGGACGCUCCUAUCAUAUACAAGACUAAGCCACAGAUAUGCGUCAAACAUAGGUAGUACCGAGGUGUCCCCAGAUUAUGUCUCGGAUAAAGCAUCGCCUUUACACUGGGCUGCAUCUCUUGGGUUAUCUCAUAUUUGCCAAAACCUUAUUCUAGAUUUUGCAGAUGUCAACCAAGAUCCUGGGUGCGGGACGCCAUUGUUUCAUGCGCUUUUGGGAAUUCCUGAAGCAGUGACGGCCAGGAGUUCAUUAAUGAGGCAUCAUCGCAGCUCAUGUCUGCAAGACUUUGAUGCAUCCCCCAAGAUCGAAACCGCUGAGUUACUUCUUGAGGCUGGUGCCGUGAAGACGCAGCUUGAAUUUGAAGAUGGCCCAGUAUCGGUCUUAGUAGUUGCGCUGUACCUUUAUAAUCCAAUACGUGGAUCACCAUCGCCAGUCAAAAUCUUGUUAGAUUGGGGCUAUACUUUCUCUUUAGAGGACAUUUCUUAUAUCAUGGACGUAGGCCGCGACAUGUCUUCCCUGGCCUUGGCCGUUACAGAACAUAUUGGCUCCCACCUAGGAUACUAUAUACAACCAGAGGCCCAUCUUAAAUAUUUCCAAUUAUUAUUGCACGUUCUGGCUUCAAAGGAGCCAGACGAAAUGAUAGAGGAGGAACAGUUGACGCAGAUCUUCGAAACAAACUUCGAGGAAAUAUUUCCUGGCUUCGACGGCCAGCGACUAAACCGCACUCUACGCGAAGGUCCGGAAAGCAAUGAGGUAAAACUAUUCAGAGUACUAUGUGCAGUCAUACGGAUGCUUGAAGAGAAUCCACAGACUUCAAAAAAGAUAAUUCAAAAAUCUCUUACUUCCGUCAUUGUGGCACGGAAUUUAACAGGCUUUUGUACAAUCCUGGAAUCGAACGAGUAUCUAGACGUAGCCUUUGUGCUAAAGCCGCGAAGGGGAGUAACUUUCCUACGCAUGAUGUCGUGGUAUUAUAGCCAAGGCGAUCAAUUAUCAUUCGCUCACAGGAGCCUUUGCAAGCGCGUAUUCGACAUAUUAAUAGCUCGUAAAGCUAACGUUACCUUGGCUGACAAUCAAGGCAUUCCCCCUUUGGACGUAGUCAUUGAACAUGUCGGGAUCGAGACUUUUGAGCUGUUCUGGAGAUGUCACAGUAUCAUUGAUUAUCUCCAAUCCUUAGACCGAGAAAACUUUAUGGACAGGGUGUCAGAUCUUAUGCGCUUCGCGAUUCUGGCAGGAAAUACCAAAGUGGCAGAUUUCUUUUCUUGGACAGUUUUUAGCAGGGAAUCCCGUUUCGAGCAGCAGCAAGUCGUUGAGAUGCCUAGAAAAAAGGAACAGAUUUGGGAGUAUAUAUCUCAGAGAGACACUACAACAUACGAAAAACCCUCCUCUCAAGAUGCAAUUGGGAACACCCCACUACACCAUUUUUUGGGACCACAUUCAGAUACAUCACUGCUUCAUUUGAAAAUCUUUCUGCAAGUCUAUGAGGAAGGAAAACUCUUUCAAUGUCAAGAAUAACGGAAACUUGACACCACUUGCUAUUGCAGUACAAUGCAAAAAUAUUUUCGCCAUGCAACUGCUUCUCGAAGCAGGAGCAGACCCGAACAUUACAGUAGCGAGCGAGCAAACUGCUCUUCAUAUCGCAUGUCAACUCGGAGACCAGGAAGUGUCUUAUCUGUUGAUAGACUAUGGAUCUGACGUAUCUCAAAAAGACUCCGAGGGGCUGACGCCAGCGGAAGUCGCCCUGAAAUAUGGUUAUCCCGACUUGGCUACCACUAUUCACCAAAGAUCUCUGAGCUCAUAUGAACCCAGGAGACAUUGGGUAAGGGACGUCAUGGCAGAAUAUUAUCGCAAAAUCAAGUCAGAAGCAAUGUAG